AGCAGCAUAUUGAGCGGACGCAUUUGCUCCCCUGCUUUGAUUAUACCCAUUGCUCAACAGCCGGUUUCCCUAUCGUUCUCGGAACUAAAGGCCGGUUUAAAGCUGGAGAGCCACCCGCGAUGAGAGCCGAUGAGGAUAAUCUGUACCGGGAGCAACUGCCCAAUGUGGGCUCGCUUAUCAGGGAUGGCGGUCGCAAGCUGUGUCGUCCGUCCACCGUGACCAACAAGUUCCCGAUCCUGAAGUGGCUUCCUCGCUACCGCUUGGAGUACAUCAUGCAGGACUUCAUCGCGGGAUUCACGGUGGGCCUAACAACCAUUCCACAAGCGAUUGCCUACGGAGUGGUGGCCGGCUUGGAGCCGCAGUACGGGUUGUACUCGGCCUUCAUGGGCUGCUUCACAUACAUCGUGUUUGGUUCCUGCAAGGAUGUCACAAUUGCCACUACCGCCAUCAUGGCUCUAAUGGUCAACCAGUAUGCCACGAUUAGUCCGGAUUACGCGGUGCUGGUGUGUUUCCUAGCUGGUUGCAUUGUACUUGUUCUUGGAUUGCUCAACAUGGGUGUGCUGGUCAGGUUUAUCUCGAUUCCCGUAAUCACUGGCUUCACGAUGGCGGCAGCCACCACAAUUGGUAGUGCCCAGAUCAACAACAUCGUGGGUCUGACCAGUCCUUCAAAUGAUUUACUGCCCGCCUGGAAGAAUUUCUUCACCCACUUGACGUCAAUUAGGCUCUGGGAUGCCCUGCUGGGUGUCUCAUCUCUGGUGUUCCUGCUGCUCAUGACGCGUGUUAAAGACAUCAAAUGGGGCAACCGCAUAUUCUGGAAGUACCUGGGUCUUUCCCGCAACGCUUUGGCUGUGAUCUUUGGCACCUUCUUGGCCUAUAUCCUCAGUCGAGAUGGGAAUCAGCCCUUCCGGGUCACUGGAAACAUUACGGCCGGAGUGCCGCCCUUCCGGCUGCCCCCCUUCAGCACCACUGUAGAUGGAGAGUACGUGUCCUUCGGCGAGAUGAUCAGCACUGUCGGCGCUUCCUUGGGUUCCAUACCCUUGAUCUCGAUCCUGGAAAUAGUCGCCAUAUCAAAGGCAUUUUCCAAGGGAAAAAUUGUGGACGCAUCGCAGGAAAUGGUGGCACUGGGCAUGUGCAACAUCAUGGGCAGCUUUGUGCUCUCCAUGCCCGUAACUGGAUCCUUUACCCGUACGGCUGUGAAUAAUGCCAGUGGUGUGAAGACACCAUUGGGAGGAGCGGUCACCGGUGCCCUGGUGCUCAUGGCACUGGCUUUCCUUACCCAAACGUUCUACUUUAUACCCAAAUGCACGCUGGCUGCAAUCAUCAUAGCAGCCAUGAUAUCGCUAGUGGAGCUGCACAAGAUUAAGGACAUGUGGAAAUCCAAAAAGAAGGAUCUGUUUCCCUUUGUGGUUACUGUUAUCACCUGCAUGUUCUGGAGUUUGGAAUACGGAAUACUGUGUGGCAUUGCUGCCAACAUGGUAUACAUUCUGUAUAGCAGUGCACGUCCCCAUGUAGACAUCAAACUGGAGAAGAUCAAUGGACAUGAAGUGAGCGUGGUGGAUGUGAAGCAAAAGCUGGACUACGCAUCGGCUGAAUAUCUCAAGGAGAAGGUGGUGCGCUUCUUGAACAACACGAAUGGCGAGACCCAGUUGGUGGUUAUCAGAGGCGAGGAGAUCAACUCCAUUGACUACACAGUGGCUAUGAACAUUGUCUCGAUGAAGGGCGAUCUGGAGGCCCUGAACUGCGGCAUGAUUUGCUGGAACUGGAACAUCGCCUCCGCCGGAGUCGUGUGUCGACUCAACAACGAUCUCCGUCCCAUCUUCAAGUUCGAUUUGUCGCUCGAGGAGGUGGUAGCUGGCCACUUCGAUAGUCCCUCCAACACGGCCUCCACCGUUACCAUCGACGCCUGAGGAACCUAGUUGAUUAUCACUAACGUAUAAGCUGAAAGUAUUGCAUCAAGAUAACAAUUAUACGAAAUUUCAUUUAAGC
Messenger RNA from Drosophila teissieri, 1986 nucleotides. Its product is annotated as sodium-independent sulfate anion transporter. Gene Ontology annotation, molecular function: sulfate transmembrane transporter activity. Lineage: Eukaryota; Metazoa; Arthropoda; Insecta; Diptera; Drosophilidae. The coding region runs from base 120 to 1907 and encodes 595 amino acids. The transcript has 9 exons. Gene Ontology annotation, biological process: transmembrane transport. The record is from RefSeq and is a predicted model, not a curated record. Gene Ontology annotation, cellular component: membrane.